This is a messenger RNA of Macrobrachium nipponense, 2039 nucleotides long. RefSeq lists its product as uncharacterized. The coding region runs from base 36 to 1496 and encodes 486 amino acids. The transcript has 6 exons. Lineage: Eukaryota; Metazoa; Arthropoda; Malacostraca; Decapoda; Palaemonidae. The record is from RefSeq and is a predicted model, not a curated record. Gene Ontology annotation, cellular component: neuron projection membrane. Gene Ontology annotation, biological process: synapse organization.
AAGCUUCAUUAGUGACACCAGAUCAUCGAGAGAAGAUGAGAAUUUCUGCAUUUUCGAGAGCUGUCUACAGCAGGAGACUUUACCAAAUCGUGGCGCAACUUUUGUUGAUAGGUGCUGGUUUCCUAACUGUCUGGGCUGACAACCAGCUGGAUUCCCACGAGAUCGACUAUAUUCCUAAAAUGGUCCCUUCCAGCCCAGACUCCCUUCAAAGAGACAGUUCCUCUGGCAAGACUGCGGCAUCAACAAGUACCAUUACCGCCCAGACGCACGACUAUCCUUCCUUGAUCAAGGAAAUUCUGAACAGCCACAAGCAACAACAGCAGAAGAAACGACCAGUUCUCCUCGACGCGCAUGACCAGAAUCACAUCGGCCUACAGAGCGGACUCUUCAUCACGCAAAGCAACAAGGAUAUCCCGGAUCCGUCUUACACGACCAAGUUUGCUACAGGUAUCCCACAGGUCGUCAAUAACGUCCGAUACACGCCCAAUACUAAGCCGCUCUUCACAGUACCUACAAUCCAUCAAAGCGUCAACGACGACGGCGGGUCUCUGAAUCACAAAGUCCGCCAUGGCGAUUCAUUCCAUUCGGGGAUCGUGUACAGUGGCGGUUCAAGCACCCAGUACGGAGCCUACAAGACUAAUGAGGUUUAUACCGGCGCUUGGGUCUACGGCACACCCCUGGAGGAAGGGCUGGAAACGGAAGAGACUCCUGAACCGGUGAUCAGCAUAGACCCUCUAGGGCCUCGGUUUGACAGGUCUCUGCCCAGAAACGUGACGGUGCACAAGGGAGAAAGAGCCGUGCUGUCGUGUAAAGUUGUUGGGAAGACUGGAAACUCGGUAUCCUGGAUAAGGCAUGAGGACCUCCAUAUCCUGUCGGUCAACAACGACAGUUACACCUCCGACAGCAGGAUCUCCAUCAGACACCAGGAAUCCCCGGAGGACGACAAGUGGAUAUUGACCAUCGAGGAAGUUGCCGAGCAAGACGCAGGCAUGUACGAGUGUCAGGUCUCCACCAAGCCUGUCCUCAGCUUCAUUGUGAACCUGCUCGUGAUCAUCCCGAAGGCGGAAAUCCUCAACGGACCAGAAAUCUUCGUCCACAAAGGGUCGCUGAUCAAUCUCACCUGCGUGGUCACGCACGGCACGGAGAAACCCGUCUUCGUUUAUUGGUUCCACCACAACAAGAUCCUCGACUACGAGGGCAGGGGAGGGGUCACAGUCAACACCAUAGCGAGCCGCGAUACCGUCAGCUACCUGGUGAUGAGAAACGCCAAUGCCAAUGAUUCGGGGAUCUAUGGCUGCAAGCCUUCCAUAGGGGAGGAUUCACUGGCUACGCUACAUGUCCUCAAUGGAGAACACCAAGCAGCGAUGCAAAUCAACAGCAGUUCGAAAAUGACCACGGAUUGGAAGCAAGUUCUGACGUCAUUUGUUGCUGCUCUGUGGUAUCUAAGCUGGAUCAGGAUUGCGAUGGAAAAUGAAGCUGGGAUCAACAGGAUAUAGGAUUUUGACUUCGGUUUUAGAGACAGAGAUCAUGUUCGUGGCCCCAAACUCAUCACCGAAGAGAAUUAUGGGUCGCUGAAGCUGGAUUUUGGGACGCUUCGAUGCCGAAGUGAGACGGAAAGUCCUUUUGCAUAUCACUCGUUACACCGGAAAGAUAUUCGAUUGUGGGCAUGACGUCACAGCAUGCCAUGGUCUUCUUUCUGUGAAAGACAAAGACGAAGACGAGGACCUGAAAGGCGGGAAGUGCUUCGAACACCGUCGAUGAAGCGGUGCUGGGAAGUGAAAUGCGCAAUUUGUUCCUGUACAGAGAAUGUUUUGUAAUAUAAAGUUUAUAUAGUAUUAAGCGAUGUACAUAAUACUAUCAACAGUGACUUCAUCGUUAAAUACCGCUGUAUAUAAUAACGUCGGGAUUAUAUUCAUGUUAAUUAUCAUAAUUGUGUUUAGGUUUUUAUCUAUACCUGUGAAAGUCAUUAUGUCGCGAAAUAUUCGAAAUGUGAAUCUCAUUUUCAUAGUUUCGCUAGUGAUGACCCUCAUGGAAAUCUG